AUGCUUAUGAUUCAUGGUGUGACUGACUGGCAGAGUGAGUCAAACCAGCAGUCGAUUACCUCGACAAUUUUCUCUGCAAUUUUGCAGCUUCCUCUCGACCUCCCGGCUUCCCACAACAACUACACGCCCCACCUCCUGGGGCCACCCAACGUGGGAAACAAGGUCCAGAAGUACCGCUUGCUUGUCGGCGUUGGCCUGAUCUGGAGGGGCUCUCGAGAGUUGCCUCAAAUCCUCCUUCCAGACCUAGAUUUGGGCUGCUGCCGUUGGGCCGGCCGUAUAGAGGAUGAUCUCCAGGCCGGCGUCGUGUUGCCGGAUCUUUUCGUCGUUGCCGGCACGGUUGUCAACUACGCCCUAUAUGUUGGCAAGCCAGAUGCCGCACCGUUGGAACGCUGCGCGCCACUGCGCUGGCGUAAGAGUCCCCUAGUCGCUGACGAUGGCCAAGGCGUCGAUCUUGCCGGAACGCUCCUGCGGAUGAACUUUGUUAACGAGAUUGUGUCAAAAGAGGGCGCCGAGGUCGAGAGGAGCGGACUCAUCGACAGUAUUGUUCGUGGUUGGGUCAUGCAAGAAGCCAUCAACGGGACGCCCAUGACUUCGUCAUCCCUGGAUCACUGGAGAGUCCACUGUUACAUUGACGGCCUGUUGAACGACAUCGGUCGUCUCAAGAGCCAGCUUGCCCACAAGAGCGCCUCAAACUCUACUUGUGCGCCGCCAGAUGACGUGACGACAACAACGACAACAUCUCAUAGUACUGAUGACAUCGGGAACAGAGAGGUAUUACUGGCGCCGACGUGCGCAAAGGGAGGCGACAAUGAAGAGCCAACGGCGGCGGCGGUGGCAGCGGCGGGCGCAGCAACAGCAACAGCAACAGCAACAGCAACACUGGAAGUGAGACCGUGGUUCAUCAACGCCAACGUCUUCCGAACGCCCAUUCUCAUCGGCGAGGUCGCCGAUGCUGCUUUCUCGACCCGCUUCCGCCAGGUCAUCUCCGACCCCUACGCGCCCCAGCCGCGGCACAUUUUCCGCGUAAACUACGCCCCCGACGCGGAGCUCAUGGCCCUCGUCAAGUCCUCCGAGGUCGCCUGGCCCACGCCCUCGCGGUCCCGGUUCCUCGUUGAAGUAGCGCUCAAGUACGUCGUCCGCCGGCACCACGUCGUGCGGCGCAGCUCCGUCAUGGAGAACCUCGAGCAGAGCAUACACAACCCGUCGUGGGGCGACCUGAUGCUCAGGUCGAAGCUGUGGGCGCUCUUUGCGAUCGGGGAGCUCUAUUCGACAAGGUCUAUCCCCUCGGAGAAAGAUUUCCCUGGCAUGGCGUACUUUGCAAAGGCGUCUAGGGUCCUCGGUGUGCUUGAUGAGCGCCCCGGGACGGAUUCCAUCGAGAUAAUGCUGCUUCUCUCCUUCUACUCUCUGGCCCUCAACCGUCGAUACAGCGCCUUCGUCAUGUCCGGCACGGCGAUGCGCAUGGCCAUCGUCAUGGGCCUACACCUUAACAUCCCGGAAUCCCAGCUCCGCGACCCGGGCCUGCGCGAGCACCGGAAGCGGCUCUUCUGGACGACCUACAUCUUUGACCGGACCUGGGCCUCCAAGCUGGGCCACCCGACCGCCAUCCAGGACAGCGACGUCGGCGUGGACCUGCCCUCUGAGCUGGCGCACGGCGCCGACUUUGAAGAUACCGCGUACCACGUGGCUAGCCUGCGGCUGGCGGCGUUAAUCACCAAGACGGUCCGUUCCAUCUACGGCCAGCGCACCCAGGGAGAGGCGACUACCCUCUCUACGAGGGUCCAGCAGGCGCUGAAGGAUCUGAGGGCUUGGGUAGAGGAUUUACCCGCCCAUUUGCAGAUUGAUUACGCGGGCACCGGGCCGAAACCCACUUCCCUCCAUCUCUCCUUUAACCAGUGCGCUAUCCUGGCAACGCGCCCGAUCCUGCUCCACAUACUGCGAACCCAGGUAGCCUCGUGGCCGUCCACGUCCCCAGCGGCCGCGAUGGCGCCAGAGACACAAGUCCCCGCGAGCGCCAUCACCCUGUCGGAAGCGUGCAUCCGCUGCGCGCGCCACUCGAUUCGCCUCCUCACCGACUCGUGGAUCGAUGGGUCCUUUGCCACGUUUGACUACUUUUACACGCAGUACCUCUUUUCCGCGCUGACGAUCCUCGCCGCCUCGAGCCUCCUUCAAGGCGGGCCGGAACCAAAUGAGAGCCGCCGCAGUGACGAUAGGGAGGCCUUUGAGGAGUCGGCCAGGUUCCUCUCGCAGCUACGAGACGCGGGGAACUUCGCCGCGCAGGAGUAUUGCCUUCAUGUUGACGUGAUGAGGGCGGAACUCGAGAGGUUCUACGCGAAGCGUAGCAUUGACCGACUGACCACCGAGCAGCAGGCCUCCUCCUAUGAUGGGAUACCGCCUCCACCCGGCCUCGGCCCCGGCCCAGCGAUGACAUCGCAAGUCGGUCUCGGCGGGCUGCCCGUCCGAGCCGGAGCCACCACAGCGGGUAUGGCGCUAACGGAGCCGUCGCUAGAAGAGCUUUUGGCGCAGCCGGUGUUGGAUCUGCAGUUCUUGGAGGUGUCGUUUUACGAUGACUUGCAGGGGCUAUACUGGCCUGACUUUAGCGGUGAGAAUUGGGAUACUUGGGCUUCUAAUUGA
Colletotrichum orchidophilum is the source of this 2631-nucleotide messenger RNA. Its product is annotated as fungal specific transcription factor. The transcript has 10 exons. Gene Ontology annotation, molecular function: sequence-specific DNA binding; zinc ion binding. The coding region runs from base 1 to 2631 and encodes 876 amino acids. Gene Ontology annotation, biological process: DNA-templated transcription; positive regulation of transcription by RNA polymerase II. The record is from RefSeq and is a predicted model, not a curated record. Lineage: Eukaryota; Fungi; Ascomycota; Sordariomycetes; Glomerellales; Glomerellaceae. Gene Ontology annotation, cellular component: nucleus.